AGGCAGGCAGACAGACAUCUCCCAAAAUCUGAGCACGAGCAUCACCAUGAGAGCAUCAUCAGAUUCAAUCAAUCAAUCAAUCAACAGAAUGAGCAACAACCAGCCCUAAGUCAGUCCCUUUGCCACUGACCACGCCACAUCACACAACAUACAAUCAUAUGGUAUAUCCACAGUACAACACGAUACCCUAUCCUACACCAUCUCCCAAAGAGAGCAAAUGCCCAGGCGCGAGGGACAGACAUCGACCCGCAAGCCACGAUCACGUUUUCUUUCCCACGCGAUCCUCACAUGGCGCCUCUUUCCCAGAGCUUGUGUGUGUGUGGAGAGAGAGAGAGAGAGAGCCAGAGAGAAGAGGCUUCCCGUGCGCAUUACCCGCCGCCGGCGAAUUAGAAGGUCGAGUAGGGUCGCGAUGGGAUUAACCACGCCACAUCGUCUCGAGCCGCACGCAUUAAUUUCUUCCACGCUUUCUUUUUUCUAUUUUCUCCUAGAGGGACGAAAGUGUUGUUUACUAUUACCCCGGAUCGCUGCUCCAGUUGUGUGGGGAUAGAGUGUGGUGUGCAGUCGAUUUAGCCCGUCGAUAGAUCAUCGCGGGGGAGGAGUGCCAGGAGGAGAGAACCGUUUCCCCAUCCCAUCUCU
Messenger RNA from Dissoconium aciculare CBS 342.82, 636 nucleotides. RefSeq lists its product as uncharacterized. The transcript has a single exon. Bases 218 to 547 code for a protein of 109 amino acids. The record is from RefSeq and is a predicted model, not a curated record. Lineage: Eukaryota; Fungi; Ascomycota; Dothideomycetes; Mycosphaerellales; Dissoconiaceae.